AGCAUACGGUAAAUGAUUUAUUUAGCGGCAACCAAAGGAACUGGUUAGUUGGACACCGGCGGUCGAACUGAGCUGACAACAUGCUAAGACUACUUCUUUUAUGUACCGUGGCGGUAGCCACCAUGGCGGAGGAGAGUGAGCUGCUGACGACAGCCACCAAUCAGUUCACGGCUCGCAUGUUCUCCGAAAUCGUGAAAGAGAAGCCUGACCAGAGCGUUGUUCUGUCUGCGUUCUCCGUGAUGCCCCCCCUGGCUCAGCUUGCUCUGGCUUCAGUUGGUGAAUCGCACGACGAGCUUCUAUCCAACAUUGGCAUGCCAAAUGACAAUGUGACCAAAUCCACGUUCUCCCAACUGAACAGCAGAUUGAGGUCCUCAAAGGACAUCGACCUGAGGAUGGCCAGCAAGAUCUACGUCGCCCAGAAUUACGAGCUCAACAGCGACUUCGCCGUCGUCUCCAGAGACGUCUUCAACUCGGAAGUCAAGAACAUUGACUUCGUGAAGAACACCGAGAGCGCUGCUGAAAUCAACUCAUGGGUUGAAGACCAGACAAACCACCGCAUCAAGGACCUGGUUGACCCUAGUUCACUGGGAGGAGACACAGAGGCCGUUUUGGUGAACGCUAUUUACUUCAAGGGAACCUGGAAGUAUCCCUUCACAAAAGAGGCCACAAAGGAAGACGAUUUCCACGUCAGCAAGGACAAGACAGUCAAAGUACAGAUGAUGUACAACAAGGAGGACUACAAAUACGCCGAAAGCGAGGAAUUGAACGCUCAGGUUAUCGAAAUCCCAUACAACGGUGACGAGGCCUCAAUGCUGAUUGUGCUGCCCAAGGAAGUCGAUGGCAUCAAGCAGUUGGAGGAAAAACUCAAGGACCCAUCUAUCUUGGAGGCAGUCACCAAGAAGAUGCACGAAAGGGAAGUGGAACUCUACCUGCCCAAGUUCAAGAUUGAAACCACAACCAACCUGAAGGAAAUUUUGUCAAACAUGAACAUCAAAAAAUUGUUCUCUGGCGCUGCCAGGUUAGAUAACUUACUGAAAGGAAAGAGUGGACUAUACGUCAGCGACGCCAUCCAAAAGGCUUUUAUUGAGGUCAAUGAGGAAGGUGCUGAGGCUGCUGCUGCUAACGUUUUCGCAAAUGCCCAAUCUUUACCAGAUUUUGUCCCACCGACAGUAUUUAAGGCAGAUAGACCGUUCUACUUUAUCAUAAAAAGUCGUUCUAUCCCCUUAUUCUCUGGUGUCAAAGUUACCAAAUAACUUUUCGGUAUAGUUGCUACCAGCCUGAUCAUCAACCCGGUACCGACACCAGUGUUUAAGGCCGACCGUCCCUUCUUUUUCGCCAUCAAAGUAAAGGGACUUACCCUCUUUAACGGAAUCAAGGGCAACGAUGACAUCAUCAUAUGAAAUGUGUCCCGUCCAUUGUAAUAAGCGACGAACAAAUAAAUUCCAUACAUUCUC
Aricia agestis (brown argus) is the source of this 1454-nucleotide messenger RNA. It is a transcript of the gene serpin-1, whose product is annotated as alaserpin-like. The transcript has 10 exons. The coding region runs from base 81 to 1253 and encodes 390 amino acids. Gene Ontology annotation, molecular function: serine-type endopeptidase inhibitor activity. The record is from RefSeq and is a predicted model, not a curated record. NCBI's taxonomy places the organism in Eukaryota, Metazoa, Arthropoda, Insecta, Lepidoptera, Lycaenidae.